AGAGAGAGGGAAGUCAGGUUGGGGAAUAUUCGAGAGCGUGUGGAUAGGAGCCUUGACCCAGAGCCUCCAGAGGGCCCCACAUCGCGGGCUCAAUCCGGGACCACGUGGUCUCGUCCUCUUUUUGUUGCCGACUCUCAACAGAGCGUGUGCUGUCCACACCUUCAAAGGAUUUACCAGUAUUUGUGGAAUACGUGAGUGCAGUCAAAAGUCCCUAGAGUGCGUACUUACCCGCAUUGUUUCAAACCAUGUCGUGCCAAUUACAUCCAUCCAAGUCGAGUCGAGUUCAGAAAUUGGCACUCUAGUACUCAAACCCAAAGAACGAUGUCAACCAUAUCCCUCUCAGAAUCGCUCCUAGGAAAGCCCACUCAUGCACCCAAGAAAUUUGAAACACUUCUUCGAUCUCCCGUUGCCAAAGACGAUCGCACAGAGGUGAUGAAUUACCUACGCGACGCCGAACGGGACUACCGCAACGGUCAGGUCGAAAUCAACAAGUGCAAGGCCAUGAUAUUGAUGCUGGAGUCGAAGAGGGAGGGGAUAAAGAAAUCGAUGGAGAGGUAUCGGAGUUUACUGUCGCCGGUUUAUCGGCUGCCUUCAGAACUUCUCUCGGAGAUUUUUGGGUACUGUUGCGAAUACAAUUUUCUGGACCUGGCCAUGCCCCCAGCUAUUUCCCUGUCCAUGGUCUGUGGUCGUUGGAGGGAAAUCGUCCUAUCGUCACCGAGACUUUGGUCCUCCAUAACAAUCAUGGGGCUCAGAUACCACAACUAUCAGCAAGCGGAUGAGGGAACGGAUGAAGAGGAUGUGGAUGAGGAGGAACUUCACAGAGAUCGCGUCACCAAUCGGAUACGACUAUGCUUGGAACGAUCAAAAUCGGCCCCUUUGGCACUCAAUGUUACCAUUCACGACAAUUCUUGGGACGAGCACGAUUUGGGCUAUAUCGUUAUGCGCCUUCUUGCCGAACACUCGGAAAGAUGGGAAAAGUUCACAUUUACAGGACCCGAGUUUUAUGCCAGCUCCGUGGCGGGUGAAAUCAACUUGCCUAUUCUCUCGCACCUCCGCCUAAUGUUGCUUGAUCGAGAUUCUCUCCUUCCUCUUGACCGGUUCCGGAACUGCCCGGUGCUCAGCUCAGUCGAUACAGACACUACGGAUCGCCUACAACUUCCAUGGGCAAGUAUCCGUGCCCUGAGGUUGACCGAGUGCACAGACAGCUCUGUGUUGCCGGUUCUGUCGUCGUGUCUAAAUCUAGAAGAGCUCAGACUGUUCGAGCACUAUGACUCCUAUGAUCAGACCCCACGCCGGGAGAUGAUUAUGUCGGACACGAUCAAGACACUGUCAAUAUUAUCCAUAGACUCAGAUUCGGAAGGUCAGAUUGUUCAGCACUUUACCUUUCCCCGCCUCUCUUCCAUCGAUAUUGUACAUCCGAGGAUGAGCCCCCUCCAUCUACAGCAACUGAUCCAGCGAUCCUCCUGCUCCAUCACCUCCCUAAGCCUCAAUGGCCCCCGUCUCACAGAUCCUCAGCUAUCAUCCCUCCUUCGCCUCAUGCCUGAAUUGAGGAUGCUUGAUAUCGGAAACUGUGAAGGGUAUCCUAUCUCCGGACCUCGCUUCUUGGAGCACCUCGUCGUCAAUCCAGAUGACCAUCAAAUGUUUUUGCCGCACCUCAUGGAACUGAAGAUUGAGCUCGCUGGCGAACAGGUGGAUGAACAGACCCUCACAAACGCUCUGACAUCCAGAUUGUUUCGAAUUUCGUCCGUGUCCUCUUCUAUAGGCGUCGAUCGCCUAAAAUCCCUAAAUAUUCGGUUUUGGUGGGACUUUGAAAUCCCGCCGGAGGCGUUCCCUUCGUUGCAGUAUCUUGGGGAUUUUGGCCUAGAAUUAAACAUCUCCCACUGCAUCUUCUGUGGAUACUAGUCGUGUUGCCUUCUACGAUAACCCCGCAGAUACCACCCAUGCGUCUUCUUCAGUCUCUCUCGCUUCGUCUCUGGGCUUUCUAUCGAUAUCCCGUUGCCCGAUUUGCUUGCACUUAUUUGAUGUAAGUGUGAUAUUACGGACAUCCUUAGACAUAUCGAAACGCCUGGCGGGGGAUUGGCAUGACCAGCCAUAAACUAUAGCAUAGUACCAAGUUUGAGCCAUACGAGUCGGUACGGACUUGAAUAUCUACAGUUGCUGGUAAUUGGAGGAAGAAAUCAAGAUGGACCAUGCAGUAGACUACCAAUAGCGCCUAUAAAUCUUAGUCUAGAAAAUUGUAUGGCAGUAGCCUGGACCGUGGUCUCGUACUGCACACUGCACAUGCACGCCAUUGCGAGCUGUAAAGGCGUCGGUACUCAGUUUUUUUUCAUGUAGUAAGUAAUACUCUAUACAGGUAC
Messenger RNA from Marasmius oreades (fairy-ring Marasmius), 2357 nucleotides. RefSeq lists its product as uncharacterized. The transcript has a single exon. Bases 322 to 1902 code for a protein of 526 amino acids. The record is from RefSeq and is a predicted model, not a curated record. Gene Ontology annotation, molecular function: protein binding. Lineage: Eukaryota; Fungi; Basidiomycota; Agaricomycetes; Agaricales; Marasmiaceae.